Dovyalis caffra is the source of this 909-nucleotide messenger RNA. NCBI's taxonomy places the organism in Eukaryota, Viridiplantae, Streptophyta, Magnoliopsida, Malpighiales, Salicaceae. The record is from the annotation of a GenBank genome assembly.
AUGGAAGCCUGCUUUCUAACCUCAAACUCCUUCACCAACACCUUAGAACUCGUCCCGUUGAUCAAAACUAGAGUUUUCUCAUAUCCCAAGAGAAUCUGUCAUGCAUUUCAGAGCAAAAGAGUUGGUAUCUCCCCUUCCAUAACAUGUUGCCAUAUGCCAUCACCAUCUGCUGAUGAGAGUCAACCUGCAACUGAAGCUGACUGGAGGUCAUUUAGAGCAAGACUAGUUGCCAAUGAACAGGCACUGAGGCCCAUUGACCCUUCCUCAACAAUAGACCCCGAUGCUGUUGUGGAUCAGCAGCAGCCACCACAAAUCACGAUUGGGGACAAAUGGGCUCAUACCAUCCAUGAGCCUGAAAAGGGUUGCCUCCUGAUUGCCACAGAAAAGCUUGAUGGGGUUCACAUUUUCGAACGAACGGUCAUCCUUCUCUUAUCAAAUGGGCCUGUGGGCCCAUACGGCAUCAUCCUCAACCGGCCGUCCCUUAUGUCAAUCAAGGAAAUGAGAUCGCCGGUGCUUGAUGUGGCAGGGACGUUCUCCGAGAGGCCAUUGUUCUUUGGGGGGCCAUUAGAGGAAGGGUUGUUUCUAGUGAGUCCGGAAAGGGGUUAUGAUAAUGAUAGGGUGGCCAAGAGUGGGGUUUUUGAGGAAGUGAUGAAAGGAGUGUACUAUGGGACCAAAGAAACUGCUGGCUGUGCAGCUGAAAUGGUUAAGAGAAAUGUAGUUGGGCUAGGGGAUUUUAGGUUCUUUCAUGGAUAUUGUGGUUGGGAGAAAGAGCAAUUGAAAGAAGAAAUACAAGCUGGUUAUUGGACUGUAGCAGCUUGUAGCCCAACUGUCUUUGGUCUUAAUAAAGAAGGGACUCUUGGGCUUUGGGAGGAGGUUCUCUGGCUUACGGGCCCAAAAAAAGUCUGGUGA